GGCUGUUCUUGGUCAGUUAUAUUUGUGGACCUCGAUGCUCAUAAUCGCAACAGGCAAACUCUGUGCUCACUGUUACCCAGAGAAUCACGAUCUCACAACACAGAUGCUGCUCUGCUCCCCUGUAUCAGUUAUCCAGCAUUUGCCCUGGAUGAUGAAGUUCUGUUUAGCCAGACACUUGAUAAAGUGGUUAGAAAAUUAAAAGGAAAAUAUGGAUUUAAGCGUUUCUUGAGAGAUGGGUAUAGAACAUCAUUGGAAGAUCCCAACAGACGCUACUAUAAGCCAGCUGAAAUUAAGCUAUUUGAUGGCAUUGAAUGUGAAUUUCCCAUAUUUUUCCUUUAUAUGAUGAUUGAUGGAGUUUUUAGAGGCAAUCCCAAACAAGUAAAAGAAUAUCAAGAUCUUUUGACUCCAGUACUUCAUCAGACCACAGAAGGAUAUCCUGUCAUACCCAAGUACUAUUAUGUGCCAGCUGACUUUGUAGAGUGUGAAAAAAGAAACCCAGGUAGUCAAAAGCGAUAUCCUAGCAACUGUGGCCGUGAUGGAAAACUAUUUCUUUGGGGACAAGCACUUUAUAUCAUCGCAAAACUCCUGGCGGAUGAAUUAAUCAGUCCUAAAGACAUUGAUCCUAUCCAGCGCUAUGUCCCACUACAGAAUCAACGUAAUGUGAGCAUGAGGUUUUCCAAUCAGGGCCCACUGGAGAAUGACUUGGUAGUUCAUGUAGCACUUGUAGCAGAAAGCCAACGCCUUCAAGUUUUUCUCAACACAUACGGUAUUCAAACUCAAACUCCUCAACAGGUUGAACCCAUUCAGAUAUGGCCUCAGCAGGAGCUUGUGAAAGCUUAUUUCUACCUGGGUAUCAAUGAAAAGUUAGGACUCUCCGGAAGGCCAGAUAGGCCCAUUGGCUGCCUCGGUACAUCAAAGAUUUAUCGCAUUCUUGGAAAGACUGUGGUUUGUUACCCAAUCAUCUUUGACUUAAGUGAUUUCUACAUGUCUCAAGAUGUUUUACUGCUGAUAGAUGACAUAAAGAAUGCACUGCAAUUCAUUAAGCAGUACUGGAAAAUGCAUGGACGUCCACUUUUCCUUGUUCUCAUCCGGGAAGACAAUAUAAGAGGUAGCCGGUUCAACCCCAUAUUAGAUAUGCUGGCAGCCUUUAAAAAAGGAAUAAUUGGAGGAGUCAAAGUUCAUGUUGAUCGUCUACAGACACUAAUAUCUGGAGCUGUAGUAGAACAACUUGACUUCCUGAGAAUCAGUGGCACAGAAGAGCUUCCGGAAUUUAAGAGUUUCGAGGAACUAGAACUUCCCAAACAUUCAAAAGUCAAACGACAGAGCAGCACCUCCAGUGCUCCUGAACUGGAACAGCAACCUGAUAUCAACAUUACUGAGUGGAAAAACAAAUCUACUCAUGAAAUUCUUCAAAAACUGAAUGACUGCAGUUGUCUCGCUAGCCAAGUUAUUCUACUGGGUAUACUGCUCAAAAGAGAAGGCCCCAACUUCAUCACAAAAGAAGGUACCGUUUCUGAUCACAUUGAGAGAGUCUAUAGAAGAGCUGGCAGCAAAAAGCUUUGGUCGGUUGUACGCCGUGCAGCAAGUCUUUUAAGUAAAGUAGUGGACAGCCUGGCCCCAUCCAUUACUAAUGUUUUAGUGCAGGGCAAACAGGUAACUCUAGGUGCCUUUGGGCAUGAAGAAGAGGUUAUUGCUAAUCCUUUGUCUCCACGAGUGAUUAAGAACAUCAUCUAUUAUAAGUGUAAUACCCAUGAUGAGAGAGAAGCCGUCCUUCAGCAAGAGCUGGUCAUCCAUAUUGGCUGGAUUAUCUCCAACAACCCUGAGUUAUUCAGUGGCAUGCUGAAAAUACGAAUUGGGUGGAUCAUUCAUGCUAUGGAGUAUGAACUACAGAUCCGUAACGGAGACAAGCCAGCCAUGGACUUAUAUCAGCUCUCACCUAGUGAAGUUAAACAACUUCUGCUGGAUAUUCUUCAGCCUCAACAGAAUGGAAGAUGUUGGCUGAACAGGCGACAGAUCGAUGGGUCUUUGAAUAGAACUCCCACUGGGUUCUAUGACCGAGUGUGGCAGAUCCUGGAGCGCACGCCCAAUGGUAUCAUUGUAGCUGGAAAACAUUUGCCACAGCAACCAACCCUAUCAGAUAUGACUAUGUAUGAGAUGAAUUUCUCUCUCCUUGUUGAAGACAUGUUGGGAAAUAUUGACCAGCCAAAGUACAGACAGAUCAUCGUGGAGUUACUAAUGGUUGUAUCCAUUGUACUGGAAAGAAACCCUGAGCUAGAAUUUCAAGACAAGGUAGAUCUAGACAGACUGGUGAAAGAAGCAUUUCAUGAAUUUCAAAAAGAUGAGAGUCGACUAAAGGAAAUUGAAAAACAAGAUGACAUGACUUCCUUUUACAACACUCCUCCCCUGGGAAAAAGAGGAACUUGCAGCUAUUUGACAAAGGUGGUGAUGAAUUUGCUGCUGGAAGGAGAAGUCAAGCCAAGCAAUGAUGACCCAUGUCUGGUUAGCUAGUGAGAAGGUGUGAGGGACUUCGCCAAGAUGCAUUCUCUCGAAAUGGGCUAAGUUUUAUGUCAGAGCUUGAUCAAGGCAGCCAUUAAUCUAUGACUAGAUCAUGCUGGUAAGGUAGCUGCCUCACUGUGGUAGAGUUCUUGGACCUUUUGCAUGCCAUAGCCAAUCUAAUGGUGAAAAGUACUUUUAAUCAAGAGAAAAAUUUUCUCAUGAUUGUGCCAACUACAAUAAUAAUCUUCACUGAAUGAAAGAAUUCGCUUGUGAAUUGAAAAUUCACUGCUGCAUGUUUUAUGAUCAAAUAGCUCAUCAAAACGGAUCUGUGCUCUUUUGACUGAAUUCUCACCUUACUGCCAUUAAAAUGGAGUUGCCAACUACUAAUGCAUACUGGUGAUCAAAAAAUAUUAAAAAAUGGUGAACUUUUUU
Messenger RNA from Tupaia belangeri chinensis (Chinese tree shrew), 2928 nucleotides. It is a transcript of the gene PHKB, whose product is annotated as phosphorylase kinase regulatory subunit beta. Lineage: Eukaryota; Metazoa; Chordata; Mammalia; Scandentia; Tupaiidae. Gene Ontology annotation, cellular component: phosphorylase kinase complex. Gene Ontology annotation, biological process: glycogen metabolic process. The record is from RefSeq and is a predicted model, not a curated record. Gene Ontology annotation, molecular function: calmodulin binding.